GCGGGGGCUGGGCCGGGGCCUCUGGCGCGGCAGCCGCAUGAGGACGCGAGGCCGGUAGACCAGGUGGAGUCUGCAAGGGGGGAGCCUCGGGGGGGCGCAGGGCCGCUGCUCCCGCGAAGAAGUCGACAUGGCGAGCGACUCCCCGGCUCGCAGCCUGGAUGAGAUCGAUCUCUCGGCGCUGAGGGACCCUGCAGGGAUCUUUGAAUUGGUGGAACUUGUUGGAAAUGGAACAUAUGGACAAGUUUAUAAGGGUCGUCAUGUUAAAACGGGCCAGCUUGCAGCCAUUAAGGUCAUGGAUGUCACAGGGGAUGAAGAGGAAGAAAUCAAACAAGAAAUUAACAUGUUGAAGAAAUAUUCUCAUCACCGAAAUAUUGCUACAUACUAUGGUGCUUUUAUCAAAAAGAACCCACCAGGCAUGGAUGACCAACUUUGGUUGGUGAUGGAGUUUUGUGGCGCUGGCUCUGUCACUGACCUGAUCAAGAACACAAAAGGUAACACGUUGAAGGAGGAGUGGAUUGCAUACAUCUGCAGGGAGAUCUUACGAGGGCUGAGUCAUCUGCAUCAGCAUAAAGUGAUUCAUCGAGAUAUUAAAGGGCAGAAUGUCUUGCUGACUGAGAACGCAGAAGUUAAACUGGUGGACUUUGGCGUCAGUGCCCAGCUGGAUCGAACAGUGGGCAGGAGAAAUACCUUCAUCGGGACCCCUUACUGGAUGGCUCCAGAAGUCAUUGCCUGUGACGAAAACCCAGAUGCCACAUACGAUUUCAAGAGUGACCUGUGGUCUCUGGGAAUCACCGCGAUCGAGAUGGCAGAGGGCGCUCCCCCUCUCUGUGACAUGCACCCCAUGAGGGCCCUCUUCCUCAUCCCCCGGAACCCAGCACCUCGCCUGAAGUCCAAGAAGUGGUCGAAAAAAUUCCAGUCAUUUAUUGAGAGCUGCUUGGUAAAGAAUCACAGCCAGCGACCAGCAACAGAACAAUUGAUGAAGCAUCCAUUUAUACGAGACCAACCUAAUGAACGACAGGUUCGCAUUCAACUCAAGGACCAUAUUGACAGAACAAAGAAGAAACGAGGAGAGAAAGAUGAGACCGAGUAUGAGUACAGCGGAAGUGAGGAAGAAGAGGAGGAGAAUGACUCAGGAGAGCCCAGCUCCAUUCUGAACCUGCCCGGGGAGUCCACGCUGCGCCGCGACUUCCUGCGGCUGCAACUGGCCAACAAGGAGCGCUCGGAGGCGCUGCGGCGGCAGCAGCUGGAGCAGCAGCAGCGCGAGAACGAGGAGCACAAGCGGCAGCUGCUGGCCGAGCGCCAGAAGCGCAUCGAGGAGCAGAAGGAGCAGCGGCGGCGGCUGGAGGAGCAACAGCGGCGGGAGAAGGAGCUGCGGAAGCAGCAGGAGCGGGAGCAGCGCCGCCACUACGAGGAGCAGAUGCGGCGGGAGGAGGAGAGGAGGCGCGCCGAGCACGAGCAGGAGUACAUCAGGCGACAGUUAGAGGAGGAGCAGAGACAGUUAGAGAUCUUGCAGCAGCAGCUACUGCAUGAACAAGCUCUACUUCUGGAAUAUAAACGCAAACAAUUGGAAGAACAGAGACAAGCAGAAAGACUGCAGAGACAGCUGAAGCAAGAGAGAGACUACUUGGUUUCCCUCCAGCAUCAGCGGCAGGAGCAGAGGCCUGUGGAGAAGAAGCCACUGUACCAUUACAAGGAAGGGAUGAGUCCUAGCGAGAAGCCAGCAUGGGCCAAGGAGGUGGAAGAGCGCUCGCGGCUGAACCGGCAGAGCUCGCCCGCCUUGCCGCACAAGGUCGCCAACAGGAUAUCCGACCCCGCGCUGCCCCCGCGGUCCGAGUCCUUCAGCAUCAGCGGGGUGCAGCCCGCCCGGACGCCGCCCAUGCUCAGGCCGGUGGACCCCCAGAUUCCACAUCUGGUAGCUGUGAAGUCCCAGGGACCUGCCUUGACCGCCUCCCAGUCUGUGCACGAGCAGCCCACCAAGGGCCUGUCUGGGUUUCAGGAGGCCCUGAACGUGACCUCUCACCGCGUGGAGAUGCCGCGCCAGAACUCGGACCCCACCUCUGAAAACCCUCCUCUCCCCACUCGCAUUGAGAAGUUUGACCGAAGCUCUUGGUUACGACAGGAAGAAGACAUUCCACCAAAGGUGCCUCAAAGAACAACUUCCAUAUCCCCAGCAUUAGCCAGAAAGAAUUCUCCUGGAAAUGGUAGUGCUCUGGGACCCAGACUAGGAUCUCAACCCAUCAGAGCAAGCAACCCUGACCUCCGGAGAACGGAGCCCGUCUUGGAGAGCCCCUUGCAGAGGACCAGCAGCGGCAGUUCCUCUAGCUCCAGCACUCCCAGCUCCCAGCCCAGCUCCCAAGGGGGCUCCCAGCCUGGAUCGCAAGCGGGGUCCAGCGAACGGACCAGAGUUCGAGCUAACAGUAAGUCGGAAGGAUCACCUGUGCUCCCCCACGAGCCUUCCAAGGUGAAGCCAGAAGAAUCCAGGGAUAUUACCCGACCUAGUCGACCAGCUAGCUAUAAGAAAGCGAUAGAUGAGGAUCUGACGGCAUUAGCCAAAGAAUUAAGAGAACUCCGGAUUGAAGAAACAAACCGCCCGCUGAAGAAGGUGACUGAUUACUCCUCCUCUAGUGAGGAGUCAGAAAGCAGUGAUGAGGAGGAGGAGGAUGGCGAGAGCGAGACCCACGAUGGGACCGUGGCUGUCAGUGACAUACCCAGACUCAUACCAACGGGAGCCCCCGGGAGCACAGAGCAGUACAAUGUGGGAAUGGUCGGCACGCAUGGGCUGGAGACCUCUCACGCGGACACUUUCAGCAGCAGUAUUUCAAGAGAAGGAACCUUGAUGAUAAGAGAGACAUCUGGAGAGAAGAAGCGAUCUGGCCACAGUGACAGCAAUGGCUUCGCCGGCCACAUCAAUCUUCCAGACCUGGUGCAGCAGAGCCAUUCCCCAGCGGGGACACCAACCGAGGGCCUGGGGCGCGUCUCCACCCAUUCCCAGGAGAUGGAAUCCGGGACUGAAUACGGUAUGGGGAGCAGCACGAAGGCCUCCUUCACCCCCUUUGUGGACCCCAGAGUAUAUCAGACAUCUCCCACUGAUGAAGAUGAAGAAGAUGAAGAAUCAUCAGCUGCGGGAACCCAGAGGUAUCCAGGGGCCCUGGGAAAAGCUGUUCCUAAGAGACCUACAAACUUACCGCAUACUUCUCAAAAGCAAUUUCUGGCUCUAUUUACUAGCGAACUUCUUAGGCAAGAACAGGCCAAACUCAAUGAAGCAAGAAAGAUUUCAGUGGUGAACGUAAAUCCAACCAACAUUCGACCUCAUAGCGACACACCGGAAAUCAGAAAAUAUAAGAAACGAUUCAACUCAGAAAUACUUUGUGCAGCUCUCUGGGGUGUAAACCUCCUGGUGGGAACAGAAAAUGGCCUGAUGCUUUUGGACCGGAGUGGGCAAGGCAAAGUCUAUAAUCUGAUCAACCGGAGGCGAUUUCAGCAGAUGGACGUGCUAGAGGGACUGAAUGUCCUGGUGACAAUAUCAGGAAAGAAGAACAAACUACGAGUUUACUAUCUUUCAUGGUUAAGAAACAGAAUACUACACAAUGACCCAGAAGUAGAAAAGAAACAAGGCUGGAUCACGGUUGGGGACUUGGAAGGCUGCAUACAUUACAAAGUUGUUAAAUAUGAAAGGAUUAAAUUCCUAGUGAUUGCCUUAAAGAAUGCUGUGGAGAUAUAUGCUUGGGCUCCUAAACCCUAUCAUAAGUUCAUGGCAUUUAAGUCUUUUGCAGAUCUCCAGCACAAGCCACUGCUUGUUGAUCUCACGGUAGAAGAAGGUCAAAGAUUAAAGGUUAUUUUUGGCUCACACACUGGUUUCCAUGUAAUUGAUGUUGAUUCAGGAAACUCCUAUGAUAUCUACAUACCGUCUCAUAUUCAGGGCAAUAUCACUCCUCAUGCCAUUGUCAUCUUGCCUAAAACAGAUGGAAUGGAAAUGCUCGUUUGCUAUGAGGAUGAGGGGGUGUAUGUAAACACCUAUGGCCGGAUAACUAAGGAUGUGGUGCUUCAAUGGGGAGAAAUGCCCACGUCCGUGGCCUACAUUCAUUCCAAUCAGAUAAUGGGCUGGGGCGAGAAAGCUAUUGAGAUCCGGUCAGUGGAAACAGGACAUUUGGAUGGAGUAUUUAUGCAUAAGCGAGCUCAAAGGUUAAAGUUUCUAUGUGAAAGAAAUGAUAAGGUAUUUUUUGCAUCCGUGCGAUCUGGAGGAAGUAGCCAAGUGUUUUUCAUGACCCUCAACAGAAAUUCCAUGAUGAACUGGUAACAGAAGAGCACUUGGCACUUAUCUUCAUGGCGUUAUUUCUAAUUAAAAAGAACGUAACUCAUGUGGACUAAUGCCAGUCUAGAGGCAGAAUCAGAAGGCUUGGUUGAACAUACUGCUUUCCCCUUUUCCUCUUCCUCCACCUGUCCCGGUACAGUCCACGGUCCAUCUUGCAGUGUUGCAGCCUGGUUGAGAAGGAGAGAAAAAGGUGGCAGGAAUUUCCAGGAGAUCCUCAAGAAUGCUGCGUUGUCUUGUGGACAAAGAUGGAUCAUGUGCCCUUCGGAGUUAGGGAUAGAAACAAAUAUUGUGUGCUCUUAUGAUUAAGCUGUGUUAUGGUGGAUUUUGAGUUUUGUUCCGUUUUUACCUUUUUUCUUUACCCCCUUACUUUGUAAGACUGGGGAGAGAAUGCAUACCGAGAAAAUGAGUCUGUUUUUAAUUCUGUCUGCCUGCUAGCUUUAAGUAUAUGAUACGUUGUAAAAUCUCCAAUUUCAAAUAGUGAGAGACAGCACAAUAAAUGUACCUUAUCUCCUUACACUGAAGGCCAUAAUUGCAUAGUGGGGUAAUUUUAGAACUCUUUUGCCUUCACCAACCCAAAAGGUUGCUUUUUGAUAGCAACUGGCUAAUGAAUUUUUAAAAGAGAAGAAAAAUACUAGUUUUCCCCUCUUUGGGGAAAUAGAUUUUAAAUGGCUAAACUACUAGCCUUAGACUAAUAAAAUCAACUACCAUUUUUGCAAGUCUGACAGGCCCUAUUUUUAUAUGGCCCUGUACAGAAUGGAAUGUGUUGAAUGGGGUAGUAGUGCCAUUGAGUUGAGUUGGCUCUAGCAAUUGAGGGACUCUGUAACACAACUUUCCCUCAGCUAUUAUGCAACAGAUCAGGGCAAAAGAUGGGAUGACUGAUGAGGUCGGACAAAAAGAGCUUCUGGGAAACAAACUAAAAAAAAUUUAUAUAUAUAUAUAGACACACACACACACACACACAUUCUUUUUUUAAUGCACAAAGCCUCUAGCUAAGAGGUCACUUGCUUCGGGCUUCAUUAGGAGUGAGACUUUGUUGAGUUCUUUCUGGGAAUCGGGGAGUGAAUGACAUCCAGGCUCUGGUCAUCCCCAGCUUUCUCCUGAGGGUGCCACUUUCUCAAGAUGAAAACUGUGACUGAAAAAAAAUAAUAAUAAUAAAUGUUUCUGAGCUGCCUGUGUUCUCUCUGGGUUGGUGAGAGAAGGGACUAGACUACUAAGCCUGCCUGAGAUACAGCAGGCAUCAUUGGUUCAGAUUUUAUAGAACUUAAAAGCAAGGCUUUGGCCAAAAUUCUGAGACCCUAAUCAUUUUACCUUCCUCCAAAUUACCCAACAUACGGUAAACAACAUUUGUGCAGAGAUAUGUAUGUAUUUAGUUCAGGUUGACUCGUGUCCUUAUAAACUCUUACUCGGAUGAUUUGAACUUUUAUGUGACUGUCUGGGGUUUUUUUUUCCAAAGCUACAAGCAUGGCCGCCUGUGGUAUCGAGGUGUUGCAAAAACGAUAUCUGUGUUGCGCUUCCUGUUUUAACCUACCUCGUUUCGUUUGUUUUGUUUCACGGUUCAUCACAGCAGUGUUAUCUCCAGGAGACAUAUAGAGAGCUCAACUGGCAAUCUCAGGCGUAUUUAAUAUUUUUUAAACAAAACAGUAGUUGACCAAAUUGUUGUUCUUCAAAAAUUCAAAAAAAAAAAAAAUCCAACAUCAAUAAAAACUAAUGUGGCUGGUUUCUGGAGAAAACAAUCACUGUAAACAGAUUUUUUUUUUUUUCAAAGUCUGUGAUCCUACUGAUUUUUGCCUAAAUACAUUAGCAGCUGAUGUACUAUUAAUGAGAACGAAAUACACGUUAGGAAAAUGGAGCCAUUUCAAUCUGGUGGUUUGGGCAAUCGGGGGAAGGGCAGGGGAAUUCUUCCAGUUUCUGACCUAGAGGAUUAUGCCCCUCCUGUAAAGGUGGUUAUCAUUUGCAUUUAUUUUAAACAGGUAACACACAAUAAUGGAAUUGGGGGUUAUCUUCAAGGCGAUCACCAAGAUGUCCUCAUCAUGGUCCCUUUAGCUCUCAAAAGCAAUGAAACCCUCCCGUUCUCAUUUUUAUUGCUAUGGCUCUGCUGCUGAACAGUACUAUCUUCGCAAAUUCCAUGCAACAGAUUCAGCAAUAACUUUUUGGAUUGAAUUUAGCAACUACUGUAAUUGGAUGCUGACAUGGACAAAAUAUAUUGAUUUGGGCCUCAUCCCCAAAUGUGAUUGCCACCAGCUCUUUAUAUUGCUGCUGUGGUAUUUUAAACCAGAAGCUUCUUUAAAUUAUGUUGCAAACUGAUCUUUGUUUUUAUGUUAUGUUUUGUUUCGAUUUCCAAGUGAUGAGUUCGAAACACACAGCUUUAAAUGAUUUUUUUAUUGUGGGAUUUUGGGUACAGUUAAGAAAUAAAAGGGAAUCAUUGUGUUUAAACAUAAGGUAGUUUGUGAAUGUAUUUUUUAAAAUCUAGAGUCAUUGAAACAAAAACUCAUAAAAACAAUAUUAAUGCAGUCUUGUUUACAGUAUGUACAGUGACAUAACAUAGAACAUGAGCUUUUUCUGGUGCCAACAACAAUAAAACACAGACGUUAAACAUCAA
This is a messenger RNA of Canis lupus familiaris (dog), 6911 nucleotides long. RefSeq names its product TRAF2 and NCK interacting kinase (gene TNIK). Gene Ontology annotation, molecular function: ATP binding; protein kinase activity. NCBI's taxonomy places the organism in Eukaryota, Metazoa, Chordata, Mammalia, Carnivora, Canidae. Gene Ontology annotation, biological process: protein phosphorylation. The transcript is spliced from 34 exons. Bases 128 to 4297 code for a protein of 1389 amino acids. The record is from RefSeq and is a predicted model, not a curated record.